CAUCUUCUUUAAUUACUUACUUACCAACUUUUACAAAUUGUAUGACAAUGGCUGUUAUCACAUCCGAACUUGAGGUGACUUCUACUCUUCCCGCUGAUAAACUUUUCAAGGUCUAUGGAGACUUUGACACCCUUGCACCUAAGGUAGAUCCUGGAACUUUCAAAUCUAUCGAUAUUAUCGAAGGUGAUGGCGGUGUUGGAAGCAUUAUAAGCAUUACCUUUGGUGAUGGUGUUCCGUACAAAAAUUCCAAGCAUAGAGUUGAUGCCAUAGACAUAAGCAAUCUUAGCGUCAGCUACACGAUCUUUGAAGGUGACGCCUUGUUAGGUAUUAUUGUCUCAGUCACUCAUCAUGUUAAGUUCGUACCUUCUGCUGAUGGUGGAUCUGUGUACAAGCACACGACUGAGUUUAAUUGCAAACCUGAUGCCCAACUACCUGAUGGUAUUCUUAACUUUCUCAAAGAAGCAUUCAAGAACACCUUUAAGGCAAUAGAGGCCUAUGCAAUCGCACAUCCCGAAGCUUGCUAGUUCUUCUCGAAUAACUAUGGUUUUCAAUUUCAUUAUUGUGUGCUAAAAUGGAAAUGAUUUGAUGCUCGUGUUUUCCACUUUUUUUCACCUAAAUAAAUGGAUACUUGUAUGCUUUUGUCA
This is a messenger RNA of Lactuca sativa (garden lettuce), 644 nucleotides long. Its product is annotated as root allergen protein. Gene Ontology annotation, cellular component: nucleus; cytoplasm. Gene Ontology annotation, biological process: defense response; abscisic acid-activated signaling pathway. NCBI's taxonomy places the organism in Eukaryota, Viridiplantae, Streptophyta, Magnoliopsida, Asterales, Asteraceae. The record is from RefSeq and is a predicted model, not a curated record. Gene Ontology annotation, molecular function: protein phosphatase inhibitor activity; signaling receptor activity; abscisic acid binding.